AUCUGUCAAACACAUGAGACGAUAAACAUUGAAUUUAUCGCAUUUGCUCAGUUUUGUGAGAGUUUGUUUAUUUUGGGUGUGCGAAACACAUUUUGCUGAUGAGACAUGAAAAAAGUAAUAGGAAAAGUGGUUGUGUUAGGACAUCAAGGAGUGGGUAAAACUAGUACAAUUAUUCGAUAUGUUGAAGAAUCGUUUAACCACAACGUCCAACCAACUGUUGGUGCUUCAUUUUUCACCUGCAACGUGGUUGUACAAAAUGUUCCUGUCAAACUACAGAUAUGGGAUACUGCUGGUCAAGAGAGGUUCAAGGCUUUGGCCCCGAUGUUUUACAGAAACGCAAACGCAGCCCUUUUAGUUUUCGACAUCACAUCUUAUGAAUCAUUCGAGAAAAUGAAAACAUGGGUGGACGAACUGAAAAGAAACGUCGAAGAAACAAUGGUGCUCUGCGUCGUCGGAAAUAAGACUGAUUUAGCUAAAAACAGAAAGGUUUCAAAGAAGGAAGCUUUACAGUACUCUAAUAGCAUUGGUGCUACGUAUUUAGAAUGUUCAGCCAAAGAUGAUCAGGGAGUAGGUGUUGUCUUUGAUAAUAUAGCGCAGGGUCUUUUGCGAAUGUCGGCGGAUAAAUCAAAUCACACAUUAAAGGUGUACGACGAUGAUAUCAACGAUAUUAUGGCGUGCUCUAGUGAAUUGGAACCGACGGAUAUCGGUAGCGAGGAACAAGUCAGUAUUAGCAUCAAGAGUAUCGCUCACGGAAGCACAGUCGGUUCAAAAUGCUGUUAAACACAAAUUUACAAUUAACUUAUCACUGCUUGUAUUUACGUAUGUGAAAUUACUUACGACUAUGAUCGUAAAGCAAUAAAUAUUUUUCGAACUUUGUUUUCUGUUGUGCAAGUUUUUUACGAUGUAUAUAUUUAUUUGCCCAUUUUUUAUCAGUGAGGAAUGUUUGUAUUUGCCUUGUAAAUAUAUAUUUUAAUAAAUAUAACAUUUUUA
Aethina tumida (small hive beetle) is the source of this 990-nucleotide messenger RNA. RefSeq names its product ras-related protein Rab-31 (gene RabX1). The coding region runs from base 106 to 780 and encodes 224 amino acids. The transcript has 5 exons. Gene Ontology annotation, molecular function: GTP binding; GTPase activity. The record is from RefSeq and is a predicted model, not a curated record. Lineage: Eukaryota; Metazoa; Arthropoda; Insecta; Coleoptera; Nitidulidae.